CGCACGGAGCGCCUCGCGCUGCGGCAGCCGGACAGCGCGGGACGGGACCGGAGACCCUGAGCUCUGAGGCAUGGCCUGAGCUCCAGCUAAAGGGCUGCUUUCGCCCCUCGUUCCACUCGUUUCCAUACAGUUAUCUGGAGCUUUUAAUCAUGUGAAUGCGUCGCUGCAGGAGCAGACGAGACUCGGUCGAAGGAAAAUCGCUAUCAUCAUGUCAAACGUGCAGGUCGCGAUUCGGGUUCGACCCCUGAGCGCGAGGGAGACAAUGGAAGGAGGGCAGAUAGUUGUACAAGUGGAGGACAAGGUGGUCCAGAUAAGGAACAUGAAGCUGGAUGGACGACUGAAUGGUCAUGCAGACUCCAGAGAGAAGGUGACGGAGUUUGGAUUUGACUACUGCUACUGGUCUGUGGACCCUGAGAGCCCAAAAUAUGCAUCGCAGGAAGAGGUGUUUCAGGACCUGGGUGUUUCCGUGCUAGCAGGUGCCUCUGAGGGCUAUAACGUGUGUCUGUUUGCCUACGGGCAAACAGGUUCAGGGAAGACCUAUACUAUGAUGGGCACACCGGAUUCCACUGGCCUUACCCCUCGAAUCUGUCAGGGACUCUUUGGGACAGACAGCAGUCUUGCUGAAGGACAAGGCUCCUGCAGGGUGGAGAUCAGUUUUUUGGAGAUCUACAACGAGCGUGUGCGAGACCUGCUGAGGUGCCCAGAGCAGAAGCCCAACACAUUACGGGUUCGGGAGCACCCUGAGAAGGGCCCCUAUGUCCAGGGUCUGUUGCAGUACAUCGUGUCAGACUACAAGCAGGCAGUCAAACUCCUGGAGAUGGGCAUCGGCAACCGCAUGACCGCCACAACGCACAUGCACGACGCCAGCAGCCGAUCGCACGCCAUCUUCAGUAUUCAGUACACUCAGGCUAUUCUUGAAAACAACCUUCCGUCAGAAAUUGUCAGCAAGAUCAACCUGGUGGAUCUUGCUGGCAGUGAAAGAGCUGACCCAAAUUUCUGUCGGGAUCGAAUCACAGAGGGAUCCAACAUUAACAAGUCUCUGGUGACCUUGGGGAUAGUUAUCUCUGGCCUGGCCCAGAAUUCCCAAAUGUUCAGCAGCUGCCAGAGCAUCAAUAGCAUGGCCAGUGAAGGCGAGGGCAGCACAGUGGGUAGCCAGUCAAGCUCACUGUCAGGGAGCACCCGGCGCCAGUGCUUCAUCCCCUACAGAGACUCUGUCCUUACCUGGCUGCUCAAAGACAGCCUGGGGGGCAACUCCAGAACGAUCAUGAUUGCCACCAUCUCCCCAUCCUGCAGCAGCUACAACGAGACUCUCAGCACGCUCCGCUAUGCUGCUCAUGCCAGGAACAUUGUUAACAAGCCCCGUGUCAAUGAGGAUGCCAAUGUGAAGCUGAUCAGGGAACUGCGAGAAGAAAUUGAUCGGUUGAAAAGCAUGCUCUUGAGCUUCGAGAUGCAGCGAAACUCCAGUCCUUCUCUGAGUGACGACCGAGAUGGGAGUUUCUCUGACAUUGUCCUACAGAAUGAACUGAAGGUGGAGCAGCUGACAAAGGACUGGUCAGAGCGCUGGCAUGACCAGAAGGAGCUCCUGGAGCAAUACAGUGUGGACAUUGACCGCGACCGGGCAGGGUUCCUGAUCCGCUCCCUCUUGCCGCAUCUCAUUGCCCUUGACCAGGAUGUGCUGAACACAGGGGUCACCUUCUAUCACCUCAGGGAAGGCAUAACCAAGAUAGGACCACAUGAUCUUGACGAUGAACCCCAAAUUGUUCUGCAAGGGGAGGCGAGAUGUGAGAUAGUGAACCAGUCUGGGGUUGUGAUCUUGAAGCCGGUGUCUGGGACCGUCUGCAUGGUCAAUGGACGGGAGGUUACAGAACCAUACCGACUGGCCCAAGGGGCAAUCAUCACACUGGGGGAUGUCCAAAAGUUUCGCUUCAACCACCCAGCAGAAGCAGCCAUUUUAAGAGCACGAAGACGGGCCAGCGAAGGGGUGCUGGGUUGCUUCUCUUUGGAUUUGAGCCACCUCGCACCUGAUACCAGGGUAGAAAGAGACAGCAGCUGGGAGCAGGGUGACGACGGGCAGAGGGCCGUCCCAUGGAAACGUGUAGAGGAGCAGCAGAGAUAUGUGCAGUGCCUCCGGGAGGAGAUCCAGGUGGAGCAGCAGCGAGCAGAGUUGGACCUAGAGCGGGAGCAAGCACACCUGAGGCAGCAGCAUAGAGAAAUUCAGCAGUGGGUUCUCCAGGAGAAGCAACGUCUGUCAGCUGAUGGGAAGAGGAUAACAGAAGAGCCUGGGGUCCAGUCAGACCUAAAUCUUCAGUCCCACCCUAAGGGCUUGGAGUUCAGUGGUCCCGAAGUUGAGGUCACAGACAAAGUGGUGGGAGCCAGGAAACAAGUUGUACAGGAGGAACUACUACGCCACCAUGCCUUGCGCCGGGCUGAGAGCCGUGUGCGACAAAAGCGCUUGCGCUACCAGCUGCAGAGGAUUGCUCGCAAACGUCUCCUGCUGGAAGCAAAGCGCGAGCUACAGCGCCUAGAGACUGCCCUUUCCCCUGAAGCCCCCUCAUCACCUGAACCAGUGUUCCCGAUGAAGACAAGGGCACCCGCACAUCAUGCCCUCCGCAGACACUCCUUCUCAGCAGACCUCCUGUCACGGCUGUAUCCCAAACACACGCCGAUAUUUAGUCAUUUUCUGAGAAGAAACAAGUCUCUGGAGCUUUCCUCCUCCCUUUGGAGAGGUGUAGGAUCUCAAAAAUGGGUUUCUGAUGAAUUCCUCCCAUCAAGGAAAAUGAGAAACCGUGCUAACACCUUGCCCUCAGGCAGUGAGCUGAGGUGUGCAACUAGGACUAACUCUUUGGAAAACCUGAGGGCAGCCAUACCACAUUCUGCUUCCACAAGCAGUGGAAUGAGAGAGAGAACGAAAAGCAGAUUAAUCGAAAGCAGUCAAGAACAACGACCACAGACAGACUCUUUAGAACCUCCCAGAAAUGGACCCAAGAAGACUUUGCUAGCAGUUAGCAAAUCCAACACUUCACACUUUCCACCCAAAAUAUCUAAGUCAUUUUCGCAGGGCAGCAAGGGUCUGGAGAGAAUACGCAAAGUGUUCGCUCAGUCAGCUGGGCCUGGGAUCCGGAAUGCACUGUCAAAGCUGUUUCGAAAGCCACCAUCAAGAUUUGUUGCUGCUAGAGUCACCAAAUCCAUAAACAACACUGCAGGUCAAUUUAGCGGUAAUAAAGAAUCAGAAAGAAACAUCCAGUUGGAAGUAAAGAAGACUGAAAAGUCCAAAGUAAAAGUGGCUUUUUCCUGUGAGAACUUGGAGCAGGUGGCUUUGUCUAAAAGGGUUGGGAAAAGGCGUUGGCAUAGUGAAGAGGCUUUGACCAAAGUAGUUUUACAGACAAAGGGGCAGCCAUCUUUCCCUGGAUGGUUGGAAAAGACAAAGUUGGAGGAUAAAGAGGGUUCCUCUGACUGUGACAGCUCAUAUUCUUUGGAUUCCCUCUCCUCUGCUUAUGCUACUGCUUUGACAGAGCAACUGAGGCAGGCAGACUUUGAACAGAGUGGAGAUGAGAGCAAGAGUGAGCCAGAGAGUGUGGACAGCCAAAUAUCCAAAGAUUCUCUGGUGAUUGAGGGAAGCAGUAAAAUUACAGUAAAGCCCAAAAAGUUCAAGCAGACAUUAUCUAGUCUGUCCUAUACUCAUGUCAAGACAGACAGUGGCUCAACUGUGGAGAAGAAGAGUGUAAACCUUUCUUCCACUGGGUCAUCCGCAUCUGAUGAAAUGCCAGCAGAAGCAUACUGGAGACUCCAUAGCAGUCCCAAGCCCAAACAUGGAGGUAAAGCAGAAUCAAGAACAGAAGUAGUGAACCAACAAGUAAUGGGCUCUGAACACAGAGGUCCAGAGUCAAAAACAUCUGAAGAAUUAGCAGAUGGCUGGUCUGUGGCUGGUUGUGAUCCUCAUCUGUUUACCUGUGCUAAAGAACCAGAAAGUUUACAUGUGCUCACACAUCCCUGGUCCUCUACUAAUAACACAAACAAUCCAAGGGUCUGUGAAGACCCAAUGGCUGCUAUACAGCAGAUAAAAUCCAGACCAAAGUACAAUGGCAAUAAUCUUCAAUGCAGAGUGGACCUAUCUGAUAGGCUGAACAGUGAUGGGAACAAACCCAUUUGUGUCAGUGACUGUAUGGAUGGUGAAAAUAUUACAGUAAUGCAAGAACUCUGCAAUUCUGACAACUCUGAUCAUUUGCUGGUUGGAAUGUUGGGAGAUGAGAAGAUUUCUACAUUAAGAAAUACAGCAAUUCAACAAGAUUCUGUGAGUUCUGAAAUCAGCAACUUUCAGGGAAGCUCAAAUAUUGAAUCCUCUGUCAUGAUAGCAGUAGAAGAAACUUUGGAAAAAAAGGCAUGCUCCAUAAGAAAACAAGGCAGUGAACCUAUAAGUUCCUCCUGUGGUACUAAUCUGUAUAAGCAUGCAGAUUCUCCUUCCUUAAUAUGCAAACACCACAACUUCCCACUAGACUGUUCACCUGUGCCUUUACAAAACUCUGAGACACUGCAGGUUGCUCACUCAUCAGAGCGCUGGAAUGUAGAUGUUGAUAACGUAGGCUUAAGUAGCACAAAUGUCCAUUCCAGUUAUGAAGUCAUGACUCUGCAGAUGGAAAGCACUGCAAAAAAAGAAAAAGGCAAUUCCCUAUCAACGGAGCCAUCUACUGUUUUUCCGGAGCCAGUAACCAUGGUAAAAUAUGAUGUAAAUACUGUGGAUGACAGUGAUGAAAAAGGCACAGCUGAUUCUAUGGCAUCUGAACAAUCUUUAUUCAGAGAAGGAAAGUAUUCACUUAUGAUCACAGAUGCCUGGUCUUCCACUGAAACUUCAGACAGUCCAAGGACCCAUGAGGGAGAAGUGGGACAAUCCAGUCCAUUGUGUGGUAUCAGUUGUCAAAGCAGCCUGGACUUCUCAAGAAGCUUUUUCAGAUCGGACAGCCAACCCUUUUCUACCAGUGACUGCACAGACAAAGAAAACGCAACAGUAAUGCAGCAGGAAUCCUUGGAUUCUGAGAAGAGUGCAGAUAAUUCUCAGAUAUCUGGAAUGUUUGAAGAUUCAUACAUUCAAAAGAUUCAGAAUAUUCAUCCAUCAGCUAAUGUAAUGAUUAAGCAAGAGUCUGUGAAUUACAACAACGAUUUUGAGGGAUGCUUAGAUCCUGAAAUAGUAGCCAUAAAAGUAGAAGAUACUGUGAUUUUGGAAACAUGUGAAAAACAAAGACAAACAGAAGGUAAUAAAAUGGAAAAUUCAUCCUCUGAUACUUACCAACAAAAAUUUAAAGAUGUCACUUUCCUUAACAAAACCAACAAUUUUGGACCAGACUCUGUGUUACUCCAAAUCCCUGACACACUGCGGUUCAGUCCUUCAGUUCUUGAAUGUGUUGAUCAUACCAUUUUAAGUAGGAACAGUACUUCAGACUCUCUUUGCAAAGACGUGUACCCUAGCGCUGAAGCAAAACCUAUAAAAUGUGGAAGUAAUGCAGAAGCAAGCAAGUCACACGAAGGCAGUCAGAUUGGUGGUGGUAAUAUGGUUGGAUUUCAGCCGCUAGCAGUGUCCAUUUGUGAUAGGAAGACCUUGGAUACUGAUGCUGAAAAAAGUGAUGCUGUUACUAUACUUUCAUUUUCUUCUAAACAGUGUGAUAAAGACCUUCUACCAAAACUUAACACUUUGAAUGGACUGGACUGCUGUGAAGAGAACUUAACAGAAAGAUCAGAAAUUGUAGUCUUGAAUCAGUGCAACUACACGAAUAAUAACACCACUUCUGAAAAUUCAAAGGAGGAUAAGAUCCUGCAUGUUUGUUCCCAAAAAGGUGAAAAAUCUCAGGGUGAAAGAUGGAGAACAAUUCAGACAAUACAUAGUAUCCAAAAUGCAAAUGAAUGUCAGAGGCUGGAUGGUUUGAUUGAGACCAAAGUUCAGAAUGUCAAUGUAUUUUGUGUUCCAGUGAAUCAGGAAAAAGAUCUGAAUGAUAAUCAAGAUAUUGAUAAUGUUGUAAAAAAUACUGUGGACAAGGACCCACACAAACCUGAACAUGAUUUACAUGCAGAUAAGGAAGAUGCAAGGGUGAAAAUAGAUCUAGAACAGACAUAUAGGCCUGAAGUAGAGGUUCAGUCCUCUGAACAAGAUAUUAAUCAAAGUGCCCCUUCAUGUGUUCCCAAUCCUAGUCUACCCUACAGUGUCUACAGUUUCAAAGAUACAAGGAAAUGCAACCUAGAUGCUUUCAACACCACUAAAGAAAAUGCAUUUUUCUCAGCAACACUACUGAGUGAUCUAGAAAAUGAGGUGAAAAACUGUAGCUCUGAAUUAAGACCUGUUGCUUGGAAUGAGUGUAAAGAUACACCCACUCAUAAUUCCAGUGAAAAUUUAGAACAGCAUAUCUUCAUGCAAACACUUCCAAGAAGAAAUGUUUCAGUCUCUGAAUUCAGAAAGGUUAACAAAUGUCAACAAAGUCAUGAAGACUUUCCAGACUUUAAGCAAGCUACUAAAAAUCCAUCGGUUGUGAAAAAUUACUUCAAAAGUUGCAACUCAUGCAUACCUAUGGAGAGUGUAGAUAUCUCACUGAGCAAUUACGAUGGAACUCAUUCUAUCAACAUAGAUCAAGUGGCUUUACAUCCAGCAUCGGUUAUGCAAAGGGGAAAGAGUAGGUUCUUUGGAUACUGUGGAAAAGACAACUCAGGAGACACUACCCUUAGUUCAGUUGAUCAGAAGAUUUCUGAGGUAGUUCAAGAACACUUAAGUGUGAACUUGAAUGAGUUUGUGGAAACCAGAAAUAAUGAUAAACGAGAAGCAAAGACUUGUGACUUGAACUUGCACAAGAAUAAAACCAUGUCAAAGGAAAAGGAACCAAUCAGCCUUUGUGGUGUGGAAAAACAUUUCUUUGCUAGAAACCAAGCAACAGCCCCUUUAAUCGUAAGGAAUUCUUUUCAAACCCAAGAUGUAAACAAUGUCUAUGGACAUUUAAACAUGCCUUCAGUUACUCCUACAGAGUUGACUGACUGUCCAGUUUCUCCAGUACAUUCACACUUGUCGGAAGUCUUUGAAGGGGAUUUUCCCAGAGGUGAUGCAGCAAGUGUUGAGAAACGAGAUCUCCUUAUGAGGUCAUUACCAUCCCAGUUUCAGGACCAAAGAGAUCUGAAAACUGUAGUAUCACAUAUCCCAAAGAAGAAUGCUGCUUCAGGCAAUGCUGACCACAGCAGUCAAGAGAAAGAUUUAGACGUGCUGUCUAACGAAAAAAUCAACUAUGUGCACAUUGGGAACAUAUUUAAAGAGAAAGGUAUUAAUUCGUCUAUAACAAAAACAGAAGAACCUCAAUCCAAUGAGGUGGUUGUCACAAAUAAACUACAGUCAGAAUUAGAGUCAAAUCAAAGCAACACUGCGAAAAAUGAGGAACCUGCAACAAACUUCUGGCAGAAUCAAAAGGAGAGCAGUGAUCUUAUAGCAGACCACCAAACUGGAACAGAAUUGUUGACAGAAAGAGUAUUUAACUAUGAGGCCAUCUCCAUGGCAAUGUGUAUGAAUGAUGUACGUAGUGCGCACUCCUCACAAAGUCAUUUUGAAGGUUGCCAGUGUUGUAAUUUGGCAAGGAAAGGACUCCUCAACAAGCCUGAAAUGCAAACAGAAGCAAAUUGUCAGAGAAGUGUUUUCACCUCCGAUGAAGCAUGUCCAAUUCCUGAAACAAAGGAAGUUGAAAGAAAUAGUCUUCCUGAUGCUGAAGACAGUAGUGCAGUGUUGACACAACUCCUGUACAAAAUAAGCCCCAGUUUUUCAGAUGGUGCUGGUACUGAUGAUUACCUUGAUGUCUGCAUGCCUAGCUGGGCUGGGCUGUAUAAAAAGGUUUUGGAGCCAAAUACAGAAAGGCCACCUCAGAUAAAGACUUUGUCUGAAUUAGUUGAAAUAGCUGAACCAGCGGUGAGUUCUGCAAACACCGGUCAGGAUUUCUCAACCAACAGAGAGUCAGAAGACACAAACAGAGAAAACAACACAGUGUGCAGAUUGGAUUCUCAGCAUGCAAAGUUGCCGUGUGAAGAUUCUUUAAAAAAUAUGUCUGUAGAAUAUUUAAGCUCACCUGACGCCUGGCCUCUUGAUAGUGAUGUGCUUAAUUUUCAUUACAGAGACAAAACAGAAAUCAUUCCUUGCAAGGAACUCUUGGAUAAAACAGAAUUUGUGACACAAAGUUUAGCCAUCAGUAGUGAAAUUAUGAAAUCAUGUUCUCAAUGCAGUAGUAUGGAUGGAGUUAAUGAAAAGUACCUUGAAGAAGAAGGGUACAACAAAAAUAGUAAUUCCUUAACUCUCAACAAAGACACCCAUAGCUAUGUAAUGGAGCAAACAGAAAAUGAAUUUUUUGAGACUAACUGCACAAAAACUAAAAGCACAGUAGAAACAUUUCAAGAAAGGGCUGUAAAUAAGCAGGCAAGCAAUUCUGAAGUAAUCUCAGAAAAAUUUUUAGAUGUGGUGAAGGCCAAUGCUGUUUCAUCAUUUUCAUAUAGUCAUGAUUCAUUGGUUGAAUCCACAGGUUGUAGUUUGGGAGACAAAGAGUCCUUAAAAUCUGAUUACAUCAGGCACCAGUAUACCGACAAUGCACACGCAAAUUUUCAAAAGGAAAAGGCAAAGAGAUUAAAAAGAAUAAAUGCAAAAGUAACACUUAAUUCAUCCACUGAGUCUUCUGUUUACUCAUCCCCAGAAGAAAAAGGCAUGUGUAAGGUGCAUCCAAACAGGUCCUUAUUAACACAAUGCAAGUCUGUACCUCAAAAGCAAAGCAGACACAAUAAAGCAGUUAGAAGUAAGAAAGCCCCAGAUUCAAUCUGUUCACCAUUUCACAGACCAUUACUGAAAGAUGAUAAAUCCUUAAAACAUUGCAGAGAAACUGGAACGCAAAUGGCUGUCAAUUUAUACACUCUGAAAAAAGGUAAUUGUGUUAAUGCAAGAGAUGCAGAAAACCAGUUGCAGAGGGAUUAUAGCAAAUUUUUCACUCCAACAACAACCAAUUUGGAAAAAAGGACAAUCAUGGCCAAAAGUGAUAAUGCACCACAGAACCUCAAAAAAGCUUCAAAACUUCCAAAAAAAGGACUCUUGAAGAAAGAGAUCCAGACUUAUAAAAAGGAUACAGCAAUACAUUUUGCCUCUAGUGAUAUUAAUCCUUUUGCUCUCCCUUGGCAAGAGAUUCAAAAGCCAAACCAAGGAAAGAAUAAGCACCAAGUUUUUGGAAGUGCCACUGACAUCUCUUCAAAAAAUCCUGCAGUGGAUGUUAGUAUGAAUCGAGUAAUCAGGUGCUGUAGUGUGGAUAAUGGCCUAAGUAUAGAGAAUUCACUCUUUCAUUCCCAUCUCAGUACUUUUGCUAACAACAAAAGACUUUCCAACACUUUAAGCAGUGUUGAAGGUUACAAGGAGCAGGGCUCAUCAGAGGCUGAAUGCCCCACCUCUUCUGAUAAUCAAAUCAGACUGGGGAGAUGUAAUUCUUACUGCAGUGACACCUAUGGAGAUGGGGACAAUGACUCAUCUCAGAUGUCAGAUGAUGAGGUAAUGGUGGUUUGCUCUUCUGAACAGGAGUCUUUAGACACUGGAUAUCGAGACCACUCUAAUUUGACUUGUAAUCAGUCCACCCAGACUACCACAUUGGAGGGCAUGCAGAAAAUGAGAAGACGCCGCAAGAGGAGCAGUACUCGGAUACAAAAGACUUGUGUAGGUCCUGAGAGCAGCAGAGUGCCUUCUACAUGGGCAAGCCUUCACAAUAUGUCUCUUCAUCUCUCCCAAUUAAUCCAUAAUACAUCUGAUCUUCUGGGGAACAUACAGUAUAUGGGAGCCAAAGAUACAGAUCAUUCUGCAGAAGAUAAAGUGAUGCAAAUGCCUUCUGGUCGAUACAGCAACAGAGACUCAUCAACUCAAACAGCAGUGGAUGUUGCAAUUCAAACAGAUGUGAAUUCAAUUUCAGUAAAUGGAGAGGAUGAUAACAAAGCACCAUUGAUGGAAGGAAAAUCAAGACAUCAUGAAGUUAAUGUGAUUGUCAGAGUUAUUGGCUCAGAUGUGCUUGGUGUUUCUCAAGAAAAGGAAAGCAUUACCUUGAACAAAAAAGCAUCUGAGAAGAUACAGAGUAUGCCCGAUCUACAUAUAGGGAGCAGUGUUGAUAAAUCUUACUUGAUCGCAGAGGCUGUAUCUUCCAAAUUUCGGACCUCAUCUCCAUCAUUAGAUAUGAUUUCUCAGAAUCAAACCCAUUUAAACACCGAUGUAAGCUCUGUUUUCCCAGCUGACUACACACCUGAGCAGGUCUCAUCAAGCCUUGGUACAGCUAGCAUCAAUAGCAGACCGAAAAGUCAGACCUCCAAGAAACAUAAUAAUUUAAACUGUUCUUCAAAAGAAGUUUGUUUUACUGACCGUGCAUCAUCGCCCAUUCUAACUGUAGAAGCUGGGCUUGGUGCUCAGAUAGUCAAGAGUAAGUCUACUCAGUGUCUUGUGAAUUACCCAAAAACUGAAUUUCAAGAACCUGUGGAGGAACUAAGGAAGAGUCUUUCUCCUGGAGCUCUGAGAUUAGUAGAACAAGAACAACCAAAAUUCCCAUCUGUGAAAACAAAGAGGUCACAAAAAAGAUCUGAGUGCACAGGACAGUCUGGAAAGCCUUGUGAUUUAACAAGCUUUAUAUCCGUUAGUAGUAUUUCCCUUGAAAAUGUCAGUGAUUUUAGUAAUCUGCAUAGUUUUGGUAAUCCUUUUUCAAAAGAGUCAAAGGAAUACAGUGAGAACAAUGUGCCUUGUAGGGAUAAUGAUUUGCGAAAUUAUCAAAAGUCUUAUUCGUGUCCCAGAGAAAGAAUCACUGUUCAGUCCUGCACAUCUAUAUCCAGUUACCCAAAUGAGAGUCUGCUUUUUGACUGUACAUCGGAAGAGUCUACUAUCAGAAAAUUACAACGAAAUUACAUCCGAACUAAUGCUCCAACUCAAAGUUCUUCGUUGAUAUCUUGGCACCCAAAUGAGAGUCAACUUUUUUAUUGCAGACAGGAAGAGUCUGUCACAAGAAACUCACAAGAAAUGUACAAACCUAACAGCCAUAAUCUGGGAAAUUACCACAGAGAGUCAAAUGAUGGAGAAGAGUGCUGGAAUGGUUCUGAAUCUUUUGAUAUUAGUGAGGGCACUAUUCAGCUUCAUGAAGAUGAUGCCAUGUCAGUGGCACCCAGUGAAUGUAAUACAGACAUCCUCAUCAACAUUAAUCCCUUUGUAGAUAGCAUCCAAAAGGAACAUUGCAAAGUUCCUGAAGAUCUACCGAUGCACAACAAAUUCACUAACUGGUCAGGUGUCAGCUGCCAAUCCCAAUCAAGUGAAAGCAGGAGUCUGGAACAGUUCCAGUCAGCAAUGAGAGUCCCUGCCAAGCAGAAAACAAAGAAAAGCCACACAGGUGCUGCCAUCUCAGAGAGUUGUAAGGCUGAGUUCAAAGCAUUAAGUGAUGACCGGUUGAGGGAGAUUGAAAGAUUACGUCAAGAGCGAGAGAAGGUGAUGGCAGCUGUUCGGCUAGACCUGAACCCUCACCAGCUAACUGUGGAACUGGCAGAGGCCAAGCUCCACUAUGGUUUGGGGGAAACAGAUACACUUUUGAAGCUGCUGAAAUCUGACUCCAUUGAAGAACCCUUUGUCGUCUCAAAAAAACAGGAGCUCUAUGAAAGACACAGGAAGAGCAUUGAGGGUUUGCGUCAGAAGAGAGAGGAACGACUUCGAACAUGUCGAAGAGCACGGAGCCUCAGCCCCAGCAAGCAUUCUGUUUCCACUGGACAGAGCCAAAAGUCCCCUGUAACAGCUACUGAGCUACCCAGCCAACAAAGGGAGUACUUGCAGAAGCUCCCCCAGGCUGUGGUGACCAGCACCAGCACCACUCCCCCCUCAAAGCAGGAGGGAGCGUGUCCCUCAGAGAUCGAGCUCCUGCUGCAGGACUAUGGACGCGCUCGCGAGGAGGCCAGGAUGGAGAUAGCCCGUGCACGUGACAGGCUCCGCGAGAGGGCUGAGCAGGAGAAGAGGCGACUCCAGCAGCAGGCCCUUUCUCAAUUCCUCAAGGAUGACUUGCGGUUCCGGACACGUGCUAGCAACAGCACUCUCUGCACUGGGUCAAGCCUCAGCCUGUCUUCUGGACCUACCUCUGGUUACAACAGCAGCAACACUGUCCUUCUGAAGGAAGCCAACAGACUUUCACAGACUCUGCAGGUGUCUGAUAAGACAAAGGAUGCAGUCGUGAUCAGCAGUGUCCCUCCGGUACCUGCCUCACAGAAUGUGGGGAGCCACCGCCCAUGGCUGUCUGCUCAAGAUGUACGGGUGGAGCAUACAGAUGUGCGGGUGGAGCUCGACCCCCAGCUGCCCCCUUCAUCCAGCCCACCUGGAUGGAAACGCACUUUAUCUCUCAGCUCAGCACCCUCUGUAUCCACAUAUUUUCAGGAUAUCGCUGCCAGCGCUGUCUCCUCUGCCAUCAGUGAGAUACGCUCUGCUGCUGAUGGAGAUCUGCAGAAUUUGCUGGUUGGAAGGUCUUCAGGUGGUUGGAGACACCAGGGGACAGAGCGAGGAGUGCAGGCCUUCUACAAGUCCUCUUCCAGUCUCGGCAGAUACAGCUUCUUGGGGGCUGCAGAGCUGGAAAGACCCUUGCCCAGCCUGUGGUGCAUGAUUCGAGAUCACUCCAAGACCCACCUGUACCACCACUGUGUCCACACCACCUGGACUCGCCCACUGGAUAGCAGCACCCAGCUCGUCUACCUUCUAACAGACUGCUCGACCUGCCGUCUAAGUCAGCCGCGCGACUUCUGCUGCAUCAGCGCAGAGUCCAAACAGGAAGGGGAGUGGGUGCUGGCUCUGCGCUCUGUGAAUGAGGAGUCCCUCCCACCACCCAAUGCGAAUGCCGUGCGGGGGGAGCUGCUGCCCAGUGCCUGGCUCCUACAGCCAGGCUACCAAGGGGGCAGAGAGAUCAUCAGAGUGGUUUACCUGCUACAGGUGGACCUCGGGACACCAGCCCUCCCUCAGAGACUCCUAAGCUCCGUUGCGAGGAAGCAGGCGGCAGUCAUUGCUGAGCUGGAUGCAUUCUUCUCUCUCUGACCCAAGGCCAACAUCCCACAUAAAGCAUUUGCACAAAGAUUUCUAUGAAUUUGAAUCAUUGCUGGUCUUUGCACUUUUUUUUUUUUUUUUUUUUUUAUCUUUUUGACUUGAUUUUUGAUCAUUGAGAGCACUGAUAUUAUUUUGAUACAAUUUGCCAUGUAGGUUUUGAAGCUUUUUAUCUGAAGAAUAAUCGCAAAAGUUUGGUGUGCUUGUGUAAGAUGGCUAGAGUACUAAACCAGCUAAACCACCUCAAGCCAAAGACUGACAGGUUGGUACUAGAAGAGGACUUUUAGUGUGACUCUUGGACCCAGACUUGCCUUUGUACUGUACUGGAGCCAUUGUCCCUCAUCAAACCAACUCCAUUGGACUUGUAAAACAGAUUAAUUUUGGAUUCGCAGAACUGUAUGUAUUACUCUCCAGUAUUUUUUGUUAAAUUAGAAUGUUACCUUAAUAAACAUAUGUAAUCCAACCGAGCGGCUUAAGAUAAUAAACUGAAUAGAAGUGUCCUCAGGCUUUAAAUCAUGCUAGAUAUUUUACUAUUAUACUAAAACUUGAAGUUGACUCUCACUACACCCAGGCACAUAUGUUUUUAUGUUUUGUGCAUGCUCACAUGCAUUAAUUAAUAUUUGGUAUGUAUUUUAAUUACGUUUGAUCUCUGCUUGUCGAGUUGCUGAUUAGUCAUUAGUUUUGGCAGUUUCCAGUGAAUGUUAAUUUCUUUUAAAGGUUCUGGUUGAAACAGUGAGAAAUAGUAAAUUGUUUGUGGAACUCCCUUUUUUAACUGCAAACUUGGUGCUAGAUUUUACAUUUGUUUCUGAUUUAGGAAUUAAUUACUCCUGUCUUUGUCUAUGAUGAUAAGCUAUGUCAUAGAGACAGGUAUUUCUGUCUUACGGGCUUUCUGUGUACACCUGCUAAUUUUUCUGUCUGUGUCCAUAGCGCGUGCCUGAACAUGUAAAACAAAGUACUACACAUACCAUAUUUAACAAUGCAUGUGUUGAAGAAUAGAAAGUGUUACAGAUGCCCUGCUCCUUUUCAGCAACAUUUUUUAUGGCACUGUUUCAAACUGAAUUUGAAAACUGUGGUGAUGGUUAUGAAAUGGACAGAACUCCUUUUCCCCAGAGAGGGAAAGUUAAGGCAGUCACAACGUGAGGAAGUAUGUACAGAAUUUAUUUUAUAAAAUAUUUUUUUAAUAUAUAUAUUUUAUUAUUAUCACUGUUUGUGAAUUAAUGUUGAUAAUAUCAAAUGCAAAUAAUUUAUCUUAUUUAUGCUUUAUCUUUUUACUACACUAUGUUUUGUUUUGAC
This is a messenger RNA of Scleropages formosus (Asian bonytongue), 14362 nucleotides long. It is a transcript of the gene stard9, whose product is annotated as StAR-related lipid transfer (START) domain containing 9. The coding region runs from base 209 to 13063 and encodes 4284 amino acids. The record is from RefSeq and is a predicted model, not a curated record. Gene Ontology annotation, biological process: microtubule-based movement. Lineage: Eukaryota; Metazoa; Chordata; Actinopteri; Osteoglossiformes; Osteoglossidae. The transcript is spliced from 32 exons. Gene Ontology annotation, molecular function: microtubule binding; ATP binding; lipid binding.